This is a messenger RNA of Sodiomyces alkalinus F11, 1790 nucleotides long. RefSeq lists its product as hypothetical. The record is from RefSeq and is a predicted model, not a curated record. Lineage: Eukaryota; Fungi; Ascomycota; Sordariomycetes; Glomerellales; Plectosphaerellaceae. Gene Ontology annotation, cellular component: ARC complex. Gene Ontology annotation, biological process: regulatory ncRNA-mediated gene silencing. The transcript is spliced from 4 exons. Bases 232 to 1491 code for a protein of 419 amino acids.
ACAACGGCAAACUUGACCUUAUAUUAUACCUUUUAGCCAAAGUGCCUCUCAGUCUUAAGACUUAGCUGAACUUAGCUUCUGCGGUCUAGCUACUCCUGACCUGACGCCAAACUCAAAGCCAUGGCUAAGACAUGCAACGAUGAUGAUGAGAAACCGAUCCCAGCCCGGGGUCCUCUUUCUCUACCCAAGAAUCGGGGGACGGGAUUCGAGUUAUACUAUGCAGAUCCUCCCAUGACACCGGAGGAGGCUCAAAUGGAACAUGAUAUCUAUUCGCCACUCCGACCCUUCCAUGAACGAAUCGAGGAGUGUAUUCAACGGUACCGCUCCCGACGCCGCAUCAACCCACGAAGUGUGCGCUACUUCAACGAGUACCUUUUCCUCGGAGGCGUCGACACCAGCCAGCGGCAGUUCACCGGUGCCCCCACCGGUGAUGACCUCGACAACAUGACAGUGGAAGAAAUCCGCAUAGCCACCGCCAUCGAUGCCGUCCACCGCUCGCGCGGCGGCGCUUGCAAGUUCUAUGCCGGAGAAGAUGUGAACGACCCAGCUUCCGGGUGGACCGUCGACUUUGCCGGCGUCGCCGCCGGCUUCCUGUCCGACACGCUCCCGUUCAUGACGGGCUACAACUAUUACGACAUGGCUGUCGCCAUCGGCGUCGUCGACAACUUCCUCCGCUACGUCCUCCACCACGACGUCUGCCCCGAGUACGCCCAGGACAUUCGGGACGCCAUUGCCCUCUGCGAGCGCGCCAACGUCGACCUGCCUCGCGCUCACGGCGCCCUGCUCCAGUUUCCCGGCCAGUUCAACCUUGCCGCGGCUGAGCUCUUCUGCCCGGGUUUCAUCCCGCACUUCCGCGAUACCCAUCAGGGUUUCCGUCGUCCCCAGAGCUUUAAAGCCGACGUCGCCUUCAAGACCGCCGUCAUGCUCGUAGGGUCUGCGGAACAUGCCCGCCAUUUGAUCAAGGUCCAGGGCGACCUUGGCGAUGUGCGGGUCGUUCGCGAAGAGGAGCGCUGUCUCGAGGUGGUGGAAGUGCGCCGUCCGGACGAGGAUCUUCGUAAGAGGUUCCGGGCCAUCCCCAUCAACGGAAAGCGCGGCAUGCUGGCCCCUGUCGGCACCGCCGUCAUGGUACCCUGCAAGAUCGAAGAUGGUUGGGACGAUGGGGAACUUGCUCGGAACCGGCCGUUGUCGACGGAGAAGCAGACCUACCUUCUCGACUCCGACAUUCUCUUCUUCCUGCAACCUGGCAUGAAAUUGCGUCUUGUCGCAUGCGACCUCAACUUUGGCGCGAGCUUCAUCAAACAGGUCUUGCAGGUCUUGGCCUCGUGGUACUGCUUCCCACCGCAGUCGUUGAUGCGCGAUUUCCGAGACCCGCAGCCCAACGAUCGCCUCGCGCCUUCGGCCAAGGACCCUGACACUGGCGGCGAGACGCUUGGAUACUAUGGAGGUGAUUACGUGUGGGGCGAGCCAGAGCCACUUUCGUCGUCGCCUUAAUUUGCAAUAAAUACCACAAAGCCAUUUGCCGAGACUAUACUCCGAUGAUCACACUGUUCCUCGUACCGUUAUUCCGAAAUUCCCUGAAACCCAUCAGCCAAUAUCCCGCAGUAAAAACGCGCCACGUCCAGAGAGUGUACAAAGAAACCAAUACAGCUAGCGAGGCCUUGGGCAUCAGCCGAAUGCACCACCUAGCUUCCCCAUCCUGCUCCGUUGCCCGCAAACUCACGACGGCAGGUUUAUUAUAGCCCUCAGGUAUAUCAAUGCAGCGUAGGUAGCUAGACGCAAGAAGCGGCGGG